Lycium ferocissimum is the source of this 556-nucleotide messenger RNA. Its product is annotated as stress-induced protein KIN2-like. Lineage: Eukaryota; Viridiplantae; Streptophyta; Magnoliopsida; Solanales; Solanaceae. The record is from RefSeq and is a predicted model, not a curated record. The coding region runs from base 101 to 301 and encodes 66 amino acids. The transcript has 3 exons.
UAUAAACCUUAGCCAUUUGCUUUAUUCUUCAACAUCACUAACCAGUACCAAAACAAUUUCUAUUAUAUUAUUUAUUUUCUACAUUAAUUUCAAUUGCAAGAUGGAUGCAUCUCAGAAAGCCAGUUACCAUGCAGGAGAGGCUAAGGGCCAAACUCAGGAGAAAGCUAGCCAGAUGAUGGACAAAGCUAGAGAUACUGUCCAAUCUGCUCAGCAAUCCAUGCAGGAGACUGGACAGCAGAUGAAGGCUAAGGCACAAGGAGCUGCUGAUGCCGUGAAAGAUACUGUUGGAGCAAACAAGUGAAUUAUGGGAGAAAUUUAGUUCUAAUUAAUUUAAAUUUCAUAUAAUGUUGGUUAUCAUAUAUAUAUCCAACCUGGAUUUUUAGAUUUUUUUUUUUUUUUUUUUUUUUUUUUUUUUUUUUUUGUAGUUUCUUAGUUUUCAUGUUGAGAUAAAGGCAUUAAGUUCUUUAAAUGCUAGUGCCACGGCUCUCUUCUUUCACCAUGUAGACUGAGAGAGACCACUCAAUUUAUAUCAAUAAUAUGAUUUCAUGGUUUUAAA